Messenger RNA from Agrilus planipennis (emerald ash borer), 3245 nucleotides. RefSeq names its product cell wall protein PRY3-like. Gene Ontology annotation, cellular component: extracellular region. Bases 1 to 1038 code for a protein of 345 amino acids. The transcript has 8 exons. The record is from RefSeq and is a predicted model, not a curated record. NCBI's taxonomy places the organism in Eukaryota, Metazoa, Arthropoda, Insecta, Coleoptera, Buprestidae.
AUGGUGAAGGAGGGAGACAAGGCACUAAGUCCGCUCCGUUCGUUGCACGUCGCGGCGCUAUGCGUCAGUCUGGUUGUCGUGGUUUUCGCGACGCCGAGCGUCAUCGGGAUGAUGCUGUGCUCCGUUGACCGGCGGCAGCAUGGACCUGCCACGCAUCGCGUCCAAUUCAUCUAUAAAUCCGCCGAGUAUUUUUUGCUCGGAUUACAGCGGCAGUUGGUAGUCAGUCACAANAAACGGGAAGAAGCUCUCGCACUAGAGAACCUUAGAAAAAGGAUCGGAGGAGUCCGGAUACUUCAGGACAACGGAAACUCUUCCACCGAAACUACCCCGCCGGAAGACGGUUCAGAAAACGACAACAAAGUCCUAACAAUCGACGACAAAGUCAAUGACAAUCGGCCUCAAUUAUUACAAAAGAUCCUCGUAAAUCGUCCAGUAAGCAUGGUGCUAGAUCUCGCGGAAAUCAAGACGGCUUGGCAAGACAGUGACUUUAUAACCGACUGCUUAUGUUGGCACAAUGUUUAUAGACAAAGGCAUUCGGCGCCACCGUUGACCAUGUCGUCCGAGCUUUGUAAUUUAGCCCAGACAUGGGCAAACCACCUUGCACAUACGAAUCGAUUUUACUAUAGAAAUGACAAAGAUAUCGGACAGAAUUUGUUCUGCAGACUCACAAACGCCCUUCAGAAUGAUGUAUCAGGGCAGGAAGUAGCCUCAUACUGGUAUAGUGCAGUUCGUCAGUACAAUUAUAACAAGGAACCUGAUGUUCUUCACGCCAAUGUUAAUGCAGGUCAUUUUACACAAAUGGUAUGGAGAAACACCAGAUAUUUCGGAGUGGGGAAAGCGAGGUCGCGUUCAGGAAAAAUUAUCGUGGUAGCCCAUUACGCUCCUGCAGGAAAUUUAACGGGGUCCUUCCAGGAUAAUGUCUUCCCUCCAGGUCCGGAAUAUCCGACAUUACAACUACCCCCUCGAUUUUUCUUGAACUCGGAUUCCGCAACAACGUCAUCGGACACGAGCAUGAGUUCUCCUAGCAGUACUCGAUGAUAAAAAAGUACUCAUCCGCCCACUAAUUAAUAAAAAUAUACCUAUUAAUUGUAACCUGUUAAGACUGCAACGUAUUUUGCACGGUAUUUGCCAAAUUAAAGAAAAAACUGUGAAGAAGACGGACCUGUUGUUGUUGCUAAAUUGUUACGGAGUUUUCUUGUUUGUUCGAGUUUUUAAGAGCGAAUAACAUUUUUUUAGCCAACGCGUAAAUAAUAAGUUAACGUUAAAUGUUGUUAUUAUGGAACGUCACGUAAAUAAUUUAAACAACCAUAAUAAAUUAAUAAAUUAUGGUUGUGCAAAAAUAAUGCUAAAAUCGAAUAAUUACAACUAAUUAGAAAAAUCCAAAAAUUUACAGCUAUUUCGAAUUUUCUUCGCAUAAUUUCAUUUUACACUGAACUUUACACACUUUAAAACAAUCAUAAGUAUUAUUUUGUUACAAUUGGAACGUUUGGUACGUAUCCGGAUGUGAUCGGGUUCAAUUCUCAUCCGAUGCAAUAUCUUUUUUAUCUGCCUUAACGCCAGUUUUUAGUUUUCAAUUUUGAGAACAUCUCUGACGCAAUAUUUUUCUAUUGAUAUAACUUUCAUUCCUGUCCUUUUAUAAUAAAUAUGAUACCUAUUGAUUUUGGGCGUAAAAUUGUGCCGCACCUUUAUUAAUGUUAUAUUUUAUAAUGUCCCAUCAUUUUCUAUUAAAAUCAAUGGAUAUAUUGAAUUAAUGACGGGAUAGAUAAAAAUUGUUUUACACUGUUUGGUGCAAAACAUAAUUUCAAAUAAAAUGGUUUUUACAAAUUUUUUUGUUAGUUGCCUAUCUUAUUAAUUUUUAUUUUUUCAACGGUUAAAAACAACAACUGUUAAGACACUACAGAAAAAAAUAUAUAAUAGAAAUUAUUUCUGUUAUUUACAUGACGUAUCAUUGCAAAUAAUGCUUGUAAAACAAUCAGCGACUGUAGGUUAAUGAUGAAACAAAUGAAAAACCGAUUUUAAAUAGCAUUUUAAGGGUGUUACAUUUUAGCAAGGUCUCGCAAUAGGUGUUUUAUGCUUGUUAAAAAAUAUUAAAAUCGUAAGCAGAGACAUGAUCAUUUUUUUUAAUUGGUUCAACCAAAUGGGCUUAUUUGUCGCAUUUAAACUUACUGUAAAAUUAUUGAGAAAUUGCGUUUACGUCAUCGACGUACAACAAAUCUGGUAAACGACUGUAUUUUUAAAUUGAUUAAAAAACAAGAUAUUAAUAUAUUAUUAAUAACUUUUCUUCUAUGUGGUCUAUCGUAUCGAAAUUUACUAAAAUAAUUAAAUAUGAUUUCAUUUUACCUGUCUGUGGUACUUUCUCUACAAUUCGUCAAGUACAUCGAUGUUGAAAAUUUUUACACAAUUUAAUAAACUUCCAGUCACUUUAACCUUACUUUUGUCAUUUUAACGUUUCGAAUGGUAAAUACCCCGAAAAGAAUAGAGUAAACAGUUUUGAGUGCCCUUAACAUCAUUCGUGUUAAAUUGCCUACUUUUUCGAUUGGUGUAUAAAAAUAAAAGGUCAAGUUUGAAAAAGUUACCGUACGGUCCUGUAGGUGUACGUAGUACAAAUGCAGAUAGAAUACGCGUGGUACGUAUGUCGUUGAAUAAACAACUGGUCAACACGCAUCCUCUCAAUAAUAUUGUAGGUAUUAUACUUUGCUUCCCCGCCCUGAUAAUAUGUAACACAUCUAUUAUUAAUUAGCUUGUAUAUUGUAGUAUUUAAAUAAAAUGACAUUUUAAAAUAAUGCGAUUGAAAAUUUACAUAGAGAACUGCUACUACAUAAUACGUAUAUUUUUUUGCUAAAUAAUAAAAACCUAAAGACUAGCAUGCACAAUCAAUUUUUAUGCACUCCCAAUAUUAUUAAUAUUACUGCUCCUACUUACAGACUGUAAAAAGAGCCGACUUAUGAUUAACUCAACUUCGAGUAAAUGAUAACAUUAUUACAAUCAUUGUUAUUAAAUUAGGAGUCAUCGAUUAAAUAAUUAAGUAAUUAAUUUUCCACUCAAUUAAGAGGAAGCAAUCAAUUUUUCAUUUUAAUUUUUCAAAUUUUAAUAUGCAAAGUUCUUGUGUUUAAAGGAAGAUAUAGAAGUAUCCUUUAGGGGAGGGUGGCGUUAAAAAAAAUGACGCUACGAGAAAGAGAGCUAAAAAAAUACUUAGGUAUACUUCGUUUACUUUCUGUAGCGAUGUGACCUUCAGUUUGAUCGGC